AGAGCGCGAUGGCGGCGGCGGCGGCGGCGGCGGCGGCCGGCGGGGGCGGCGGGGAGCGGAGCAGCACCCGGGACCGGCUCCUGGCGGCACUGGAGGACCUGGAGCUCUUGGCCAGGGAACUAAUAGAAAUUUUGGCAAUUUCGAGAAACCAAAAGCUUCCACAACCGGGAGAGGAGAGCCAGAUCCUGGAACUGCUGAUUCAGAGAGAUGGAGAGUUUCAAGAGCUAAUGAAGUUGGCAGUUGAUCAGGGAAAAAUCCAUCAUGAAAUGCAGCUUUUAGAAAAGGUUGUAGAAAAGCGGGAUAAUGAUAUUCAGCAGCUGCAGAAACAACUAAAAGAAGCAGAGCACAUACUGGCAACAGCUGUUUAUCAAGCAAAGGAAAAACUGAAAUCAAUUGAAAAGGCACGGAAAGGUGCCAUUUCCUCUGAAGAAAUAAUUAAAUAUGCCCAUAGGAUCAGUGCUAGCAAUGCUGUUUGUGCCCCUCUGACAUGGGUACCAGGGGACCCACGUAGGCCAUAUCCUACAGAUCUGGAAAUGAGGAGUGGUCUCUUGGGUCAGAUGAACAACCCAUCCACCAAUGGAGUUAAUGGACACUUACCAGGGGAUGCACUUGCAGCGGGCAGACUGCCAGAUGUGCUUGCUCCUCAGUAUCCUUGGCAGUCAAGUGAUAUGUCAAUGAACAUGCUACCUCCUAAUCAUAGUAAUGACUUCAUGUUGGAGCCUCCAGGACACAACAAAGAGAAUGAAGAUGAUGUAGAAGUUAUGUCAACAGACUCCUCAAGCAGCAGCAGUGACUCAGACUAGGUACAAGAGGGACAGUAUCCCUAGUAGACCUUUCCUGUGGUGAAGGUAGGUUGGAUGCUGUUUGUCACAAACUGCAAUGUCCUUUUGUUACGCCAGCAGCCUUUUGUAGGGACAAGAUAACAGCUGGCUCAGAAAUAGGGUGACUAAUUUAAAAACCACGGACUGUAGAUUUUGUUUUUCCGUUACAUAUUCAAGUAAAAUGACUGGGAGCUUUCUGCUGGGGAGAGAUGUAAGAUUUUCAGUGAUUGUAUGAAUGUGUAUGUUUGCAAGAGACACGUGUGUAAAUAUAUAUGUAUUCACUAUACAUUAGAUGACAAAAGUUCCUGGGAAAAAAGGUGUAAGGGGAAUCCCCUUGUAUGUUUGUUAGUAACUUUAAUCUUUUGAUGAUAACCUUUUCUAUGCCACAGAAAUGAGACAUGAAGUUUGUAAUUUUAGUAUCUGUUUUUUUGUUACUGCCUAAAUCCACAUUCUUGAUCAUCUGUUUACCAAGAACAAAAAUACGGCAAUAAGGUGUAAAAAAAGUUUGUAAUUAUUGUAUUAUAUAAUGAAUGAUUUGUUAUAAAUAAACUCAGCUUUGAUCUAACUUUAA
Molecule: messenger RNA, 1392 nt
Organism: Corapipo altera (White-ruffed manakin)
Lineage: Eukaryota; Metazoa; Chordata; Aves; Passeriformes; Pipridae
Gene: MED4
Product: mediator complex subunit 4
Exons: 7
Coding region: 9-803 (264 amino acids)
Biological process (GO): regulation of transcription by RNA polymerase II
Cellular component (GO): mediator complex; core mediator complex
Molecular function (GO): transcription coregulator activity
Source: RefSeq, a predicted model, not a curated record